CCGCCACCAUCCCACACCCUCGCGCAUCCUCAGUUCUCGCGCUGACGCUCCAGUGAACGGACUUAUUGUGUGACCCUCUCUCUUCUACCACAUGCAUCAACCAUCACCAUUAUUUCCAAGAGGCCAGCUACUACAGUACAUCAUUAACUACCCCACAGGUCAAGAAAUCAAGGCAAGCAAUUACACUGGAGCAGAAAAUCAAGGUGCUGGAAGCACUGCAGCGUGGAAAUGGUGGUUCAAGUGUGGGACGUCAAUUUAGACUGUCGGAGAACACUGUCCGCACUAUAAAGUUCAAUGAGGAGAAAAUUAGAGCAGCCUAUGCUUCACCUGAUGUUGCCAAGGGUAAACUCCACCUGAAGAUUGCUAUGUAUAUUGAGAUGGAAGAAGCACUGAACUUAUGGGUAGAAGACAUGCUGCGCCGAAAACUUCCUCUCACUGGCCCCUUGCUGCAAAACCAAGCCUACGAAAUACAGUCUCGGAUACUUGAAAAGGAAGAGAAGUCCAUCAAAGACAAUAUGUUCACAGCAAGUACAGGCUGGCUGUACAAAUAUAUCAAAAGGACGGGGCUACGGAAUGUGACGCUUUCAGGUGAAGCUGCAUCUGCCGACGCGGAGGCAGCCGAGGAUAUGAAGAAAGUUAUGAAGGAUAUAGUGUUAGAAAAUGGUUAUUCUCCUUGCCAAGUGUGGAAUUGUGAUGAAACUGGACUGUAUUGGAAAAAAAUGCUCAAGAAAACCUAUCUAAUGAAGAAUGACGAAAAAGCACCAGGGUUUAAGGUCAGCAAGGACAGACACUGACGAUUCUCAUGGCGAACCCAUCAGGCACCGCACGAAUGAAGCCACUCGUCAUCCACCACUCAGCUAGACCUUGUGCCCUGAAAAAUGUGCAUAUCCCGAAACUUCCUGUAAUUUGGCAAUCAAACAAGAAGGGGUGGAUGACUUCUGAUAUUUUCGAUGAGUGGUACAUCAGCCAUGCCACCCCAUUCAUCGAAAAUGUUAAAAAAAAUUGAACAUUAGCAAAAAGGCCUUGGUUCUCAUGGACAACGCAUCUAGCCCUCCAAACACCUGUGCAGUGUGAAUAAUGACGUAAACUUGACCUUCUUCCCUCCGAACGUGACUUCACUUAUUCAGCCACUAGAUCAAGGUGUUAUUGCCUUGUUCAAGAGAUAUUAUCUCAAGAAUACCAUGAGGCAAAUGGCUGAAGCUAUGAACAAGGACAACAAUAUGACAGCAGCAACGUUUUGGAAGAGUUACACCAUCAAAGAUGCCAUAGCUAACAUUGCAACUUGCAUGGAAAAGUGUGCCAGAAAGUGCACUAAAUGGAGUGUGGUGUAAUCUGUGGCCUGAGGUAGUCCAUGAUUUCAAGGGCUUUGAUGAAGGCUAGGACGUGAAAGACAUUAUGAAGCUCAUUAAGGAAGUGAGAGGUGAUUCAGGAUUUCAAGAAAUCCAAGAAGAUGUGACUGAACUGCUUGUUUGCAUGGAGGAUCCUCUCACUUCUGAAGAAGUCUUGGAGAUGGUGGAGAUGGCGAAAAAACACGAGGAAGCUACAGUUAAGCCCCAAACAGUGGGGAAGGAACUGACAAUUCCUAAGCUGAGGGAGUUUAUGCAGCACGUCACUUCUGCCACCCAGUCUGCACUGCAACAUGACCCUGAUAUGGAACGCAGUAUGCAAGUGGUGGAGGCGUUGAAUUGGGCUGCAUCUACGUACUUUCUGCUGCUAGAUCAACUGAUUAUGGCCCAGCAACAGAAGAAAAUCACCUCAAUCUUCUGUCCAUUAUCAACAGCUCCUGAGGUAGCUGGCCAAGGCCGUCAUCCAGUGCUUUCUGCGUGUCAGAUGUGUCAACAGCCACACCACUAGACAGUGAUGUGGAUGAUGAGCUGGUCGAGUUGAGCUCUGCAUCUUCAGAGGAUGAAUUGCCUUACUAAAGCGGCUUUACGAGAAAUUUUAGCUGCUCUGACUGGAGGGGAAGUAGUGGAGGCCUUAGAAGCUGCUCGGGAAGCUGCUGGUAAUGACAUGGUGGCCCUCAUGACCCGGGUGUUUCCUCUGGUAACUCAGGUCACCACAAAGGUCAUCAACAACUAUGGCUUCACUCAAGAUGGAGUUGGAGCAAUACAGUUUGAGCACGUGAUGAAGAAUCUUGGUCAGGAUGACCCAGAGGUUGCAAGACUUCAUGCACAAGUUCGAUCUUAUUUCCUGCCCGCCGUUGUCAUACCACCGUCAGGUCGUCCAUAAGGACAUGAGUACAUACAGUAUUAAUGUACUUCAAGUUGAAGCAAUACAUUUUUGUGACGAGUGUUCCCAUACUGAGGGAAAUCAACCUCUAAUUCAUUUCUAAAGGAUAAUGAUAUGUUGUGCUGCACCUGGUCAUUUAAUUCUGUUAUCUGAUGGAUUAUAUUUGCAUAUUAUUCUUUAAAUACACAGUAUUAGCCUUGAUUCUGUUUAUUUUUUUCUUGAGAGAUGAUAUACAAAAACAUCUAUUGACAGCUUCGAUGAAGCUACAUAGUUUUUUCACAAUUCAGUACACUGAUAUUUAAUGCUUUUUGAUGUAAUGAAGGAAAUAAAUUGGCACAUUUCCUGAAGGUGACACAUUGAGAAGAUAAUGUUGGCCCUCUUUGUGGCCCCAAGAUAAGUAGAGGCAGCAAAUAUGAACAAAAUAUUUUAGGCAUGAAUGAAAGGUUAAGGAAAUUGCCUAGUACUGUACUCAAGGCAGCAUCUCUAAACACUAUAAUAGGCAAUUACUGUAUAUUUGAAUGCAUUACAAAACUUCCGAGUAUGCUUAACUACCAUACUUAUAAACUGCAUGUCACUCAUGAUAUUGUACAGGGCUAAGCCAGAUGACCCUUAGAUCUAAAAUCAGUGCUCUUAAACCCUGUGUUAGUGUGGUAGGAGAUCUUUGUAAUGUAUUGUGUGGUAGAGUGUUUCACAAUCCACUUCUUAUAUCAGCAAAUGAGUACUGUACAGUAUUGUAUUGAUAUUUUUAAAUUACAAGUCAGCAAGUUAAGUAUAUCUUAGCUUCUUUAGGAACAGUCAGCACAUGACUUAUUCUUCCGAGUUGAAAGUGAAGAUUACAUUUUAAUUUUUGUCAUCAACAUUUAGUAAAGUGAAGAAUAUGGUUAGAGGUGGGCCACCUUCAGCCAUUUCUUGGGGUGUCAGAGGUGUUUUAAUUUGUAAAAUUAUCCAAACAAAAAUAUUUCUAGGACAAUUUUUUUUUCACCUAGUACUGUUGAUUUGUUCAACCCCAGACUCAAAGAAGGCACUUUCAACUUUUUCAAUAGUCUGUUGGCAGCUAAUAUGAACUGUGUGUACUUUCUACAGGGUGUUUUAGGAAAGUGCCCUGAAUGGUUAUGUUUACACUGCUGUCAUCUGUUAAAUACUAUACGUGGGGUUACCGAUACCCCACCAAAUUGUAGCUUUUGAAAUGCAAUAAAACAUUACAAGAUAACAUCUUAUGUCUGGCAUGGGAGGUGGCAGCAGUAUUAUCACCACUCUUCAGGAUGUUUUCAUAAUAUAGCUUUUUGGAAACAUUUACUGUAAUGUGACAAAUUAGUUUUGAUGUAAUGAAAUUAUUCCUUGUUACUGUGCUAAUAAAUUGUAUCCUAGCAGGUAAGGUCUGAUGUGAGGGAAGUGAGGGUGCCUGGGAGCCGAUGGUGUAUCUCAGAAAAUGGGGUCAAUCAGUGCAGAUUUAGAGAAGGGGUGAGGGGACCUUGGGAGUACUACUGUACUGUAUUCCUGACUGAGUUAGACAUUAUUAAAUAGUUUCUGUCAGGAAAUAUGGUACAGUAUACUGUAAUGUGAUUUUGAUGUAAGAUGAUGAGUGGACCUGGUUACAUUAUACCCAGGAUCACUGAAUUGAAAAAAAGGUAAAAUACUGUACUACUUUAUACAGUACAGGUAAAACAUGCACCACAGUACAGGUAUAUAUAAACAUCCUGCCUUAUCACAUCUUGGAUCAAAAGGUAUUGAAAAUUUUACACUGAGGAACUCGGAAACAAGCUCAGGAAUAUAAAGAUGAGUUCCACACAUGAAGGCUAGUUCUUAGAGGAAUAUAGCUUACUUUUAUAGAUUAUACUGUACUGUACUAGCUAUGGACUUUGUUAAGUAAUAUGACAUGUUCACGGGAUGAGUGUUAGAUAGAUUUGUGUACCAUUUUGAUAUAACUGAAUGAAACAUUUUACCUGUUUUGGAAGUUAAAAAGAUUAAACUUAUUAUACAGUAA
This is a messenger RNA of Homarus americanus (American lobster), 4213 nucleotides long. RefSeq names its product protein C10-like. The coding region runs from base 1906 to 2229 and encodes 107 amino acids. The transcript has 4 exons. The record is from RefSeq and is a predicted model, not a curated record. Gene Ontology annotation, biological process: post-embryonic development. NCBI's taxonomy places the organism in Eukaryota, Metazoa, Arthropoda, Malacostraca, Decapoda, Nephropidae.